AUUUGAAUUCAUGGAACAGUGAAAUGAACAUGCGAUUUUUAUAGGUUAGGAUUAAAGUAUUUACAAAAGUUUUGUUUAUAAAAAAGUGAUUAACAAAAAUUAUUUAAAAAUGUCAGUUUUUGUACGUCUGUGUGAAAAAAACAUUUUCUCCACAAUAAAAAAAACUCCAUCACUUUGUGCCACAUAUGUUGCAGAAUCAAAUGCACCUCGAGUUACUGGUAAAAAAGAUUCCGAGGGGUUUCGAAUUUUAAUGCUAAAACCAGAAAAAUUUGAAAAAAAGGAAAAGUCAGAACAUAAAAAAAGAGUCUUACCACCAAGAGAAUUAGAAAUGAAAGUUGAUCAAGAUUGGCCGUCAGUUUGGCCUGGACCAAGAACUUUUCAUCCAGCAUCUGUACCACUUCCCAUUAGACAAGGAUAUCCUUUAAAUAAUGAAGCACCACCUGCUAAAUAUGGUAAUACGGAAUUAAUGAAAAUUCCCAAUUUUUUACAUCUUACACCGCCAGCAAUACGAAGACAUUGUGAAGCAAUUAAAAAAUUUUGCACUAAUUGGCCAGUUGGUUUAGAAACUGAAGAAAAAUGUACUGAACACUUUCCCCUCGAAGUAAUUACAAGUGAUUAUGUUUAUUCAUCACCCACAAUACGAGAACCUUUGGCAAGAAUUGUGAGCUUAAGAAUAAAAUUGUCAAGUCUCACUUUAGAUGCACAUGCUAAAGAUAAAUUUCUUAGAUUAAUUAAAGAUAAAUAUGAUCCAGUGACCGAUUAUAUCACAAUCACAACAGAUCGAUGUCCAUUAAAACAACAAAAUAUGGAUUAUGCUCAUUAUCUUAUUACAGCUUUAUAUCAUGAAUCUUGGAAAGUAGAACCUUGGGAAGCUGAAAAAUGUGAAGCCGAUAUGGAAUAUUACGAUUGGGAUAGAAAUAAAAGUCGAGAGAAUUUAAUUACCAUUUUCUGUUGGCCUGAACCACCAAAAGAUAUUGACUAUCAAUCUAUUCCUCAUGCUGAAGAAUACAAAAUUGCAGUUUCAGAUCUUAUAAAUAAUGGAGAAGACGAUUAUUCUGUAAAUAAAUACAAAGAAGCUGUAAAAAAUUUAUUCAACUUAAAAUAAGUUUAAAAAUAAAAAUAAGUUAUGUAAAAUUUUA
Messenger RNA from Leptopilina boulardi, 1139 nucleotides. RefSeq names its product 28S ribosomal protein S35, mitochondrial (gene mRpS35). Gene Ontology annotation, biological process: mitochondrial translation. Gene Ontology annotation, molecular function: structural constituent of ribosome. Gene Ontology annotation, cellular component: mitochondrial small ribosomal subunit. NCBI's taxonomy places the organism in Eukaryota, Metazoa, Arthropoda, Insecta, Hymenoptera, Figitidae. The record is from RefSeq and is a predicted model, not a curated record. Bases 110 to 1105 code for a protein of 331 amino acids. The transcript has 3 exons.